This is a messenger RNA of Rhinolophus ferrumequinum (greater horseshoe bat), 7228 nucleotides long. RefSeq names its product oligophrenin 1 (gene OPHN1). The transcript has 26 exons. Gene Ontology annotation, molecular function: protein binding; GTPase activator activity. Gene Ontology annotation, cellular component: cytoplasm. Bases 735 to 3185 code for a protein of 816 amino acids. The record is from RefSeq and is a predicted model, not a curated record. Gene Ontology annotation, biological process: signal transduction. Lineage: Eukaryota; Metazoa; Chordata; Mammalia; Chiroptera; Rhinolophidae.
UACAUCUCCCAGGCCGCCAUGCUUUCCAGCUGGAGUCCUAGGGCGCUGACUGCUCCCCAGUUUCCGUAGGGAAGCGCCGGGCCACCGCGGCUAUUGUGCGCGGUCGCGAUCUCGCCCUCCUCUUCCCGCUCGGGUGUCUAUGGAGCAAGGCUACGUUUCCUUGCCGCCUCGGCUUAACCCUUCCGUCGCCUAACAGGACAGCAGGCGGCCCCUGGGACCAGGAAGAAGUCUUGGGAGCCGGAGAACUCUGGUAACAAAACCCUAGGGUGCAAGGCAGACACUUGAAGGAGCCCGAAGGCUCGGGCUCGGUACCAGGGCUUGGCUGGGGCGGGGCAGAGGCGCUGGCUUUAAGAAGGGGGAGGGGACCGUGCAGUCAGGGUUGCCCGCGGAGUUCGGCAAAGGAAAUCUGCUGGCUCCGGAGCCGGGAGUGAGGAGCGCGGAGAGGCGGCUCCCAUCCCCAGCGCUCACCCCCGCCUACACCCUGGGCGGGCCGAAGUGUCACGUUUGCAAUUGCUCUGGAAGGAUCCGGCUGGUCUCCAGAGGCGAGCCGGGCUGCGGUUUCUGCUGUCCGUCUGGGGAGGCGAUGCCUAGGGGGCAUGCUGCUUGCUAGGCAGUACCCUGCUAGGAUCCGUCUGCGUUAGUUAGCUCUCCCAGACACCUGAAGCCAUCGCCAGGCCGCCGGUUUCCGGUACAGACCAGCCAGCUCUCCCCUGGAAUCUCAUCAGAACAGAACCAUGGGGCAUCCCCCACUGGAGUUCAGCGAUUGCUACCUGGACAGCCCCAAUUUCCGAGAGAGGCUCAAGUGUUAUGAGCAGGAGCUGGAGAGGACCAAUAAGUUCAUCAAAGACGUGAUCAAAGACGGCAACGCGCUUAUCAGUGCAAUGAGAAGUUAUUCCACAGCUGUUCAGAAAUUUUCCCAGACGCUGCAGUCCUUUCAGUUUGAUUUCAUUGGAGACACUCUGACUGAUGAUGAGAUUAACAUUGCUGAAUCCUUCAAGGAAUUUGCUGAAUUGCUCAAUGAAGUAGAAAACGAGAGGAUGAUGAUGGUACACAACGCUAGUGAUUUGCUAAUCAAACCCCUGGAAAAUUUCCGGAAGGAGCAAAUAGGCUUCACUAAGGAACGGAAAAAGAAAUUUGAAAAGGAUGGCGAGAGGUUUUAUUCUUUGCUGGAUCGGCACUUACAUCUGUCCUCCAAAAAGAAAGAAUCUCAGUUACAAGAGGCAGACCUGCAGGUGGACAAGGAGAGGCACAAUUUUUUCGAGUCUUCCCUUGAUUACGUUUAUCAAAUCCAGGAAGUUCAGGAGUCCAAGAAGUUCAAUAUUGUGGAGCCGGUCUUGGCCUUUCUUCAUAGCCUCUUCAUUUCCAACAGCUUGACGGUAGAACUCACACAGGAUUUCCUCCCGUACAAACAGCAACUCCAGCUCAGCUUGCAGAAUACAAGAAAUCAUUUCUCCAGUACCCGGGAAGAGAUGGAAGAACUUAAGAAAAGGAUGAAAGAGGCUCCCCAGACAUGCAAACUUCCAGGACAGCCAACCAUUGAAGGCUAUCUCUAUACGCAAGAGAAAUGGGCUUUGGGAAUAUCCUGGGUGAAAUACUACUGCCAGUAUGAGAAAGAGACCAAGACGCUCACCAUGACACCUAUGGAGCAGAAGCCAGGUGCUAAGCAGGGGCCCUUGGACUUAACCCUGAAGUACUGCGUGAGAAGGAAGACGGAGUCUAUUGACAAGAGGUUCUGUUUUGACAUAGAAACGAAUGAAAGGCCAGGAACCAUCACUCUGCAGGCCCUUUCAGAAGCGAACAGAAGACUAUGGAUGGAGGCCAUGGAUGGGAAAGAGCCUAUAUACCACAGCCCCAUAACGAAACAGGAAGAAAUGGAGCUGAAUGAAGUGGGCUUCAAGUUUGUGAGAAAGUGCAUCAAUGUCAUUGAGACCAAAGGGAUCAAGACAGAGGGAUUGUACCGUACCGUGGGCAGCAAUAUUCAGGUUCAGAAGCUGCUGAAUGCCUUUUUUGAUCCUAAAUGCCCAGGAGAUGUGGAUUUUCAUAAUAGUGACUGGGACAUUAAGACAAUCACCAGCUCUUUGAAAUUCUACCUCAGGAAUCUUUCUGAACCUGUCAUGACCUAUAGACUACACAAAGAGCUGGUCUCUGCUGCCAAGUCUGACAACCUGGAUUACCGGCUGGGAGCCAUUCACUCCUUGGUAUAUAAGCUACCGGAAAAGAACCGAGAGAUGCUGGAACUUCUUAUAAGACACUUGGUCAAUGUGUGUGAGCACAGCAAAGAGAAUCUUAUGACUCCCUCCAACAUGGGGGUGAUCUUUGGUCCCACGCUGAUGAGAGCUCAGGAAGACACUGUAGCUGCCAUGAUGAACAUCAAAUUCCAGAACAUUGUGGUAGAAAUCCUAAUUGAGCACUUUGUCAAGAUCUAUUCAGGUCCACCUGAGGAAAGUGCGGCACCCCCAGUGCCUCCACCUCGAGUGACAGCAAGGAGGCACAAACCAAUCACAAUUUCAAAGCGCUUGCUGCGAGAAAGGACAGUUUUCUAUACUUCUUCCGUGGAUGAAAGUGAAGAUGAAGUCCAACAUCGAACACCCAAUGGUACUAUUGCCAGCGGUAUCGAAGCCCCCAAACUGCCUAUUCAGAAAAGUGGGGAAGCUGAUCCUGGGAGAAAGUCCCCAAACAGGCCUGUUUCAGAUGGCAAGUUGGAGUCCUCCCUUGAGGUGGACGUGGGGAAGUUGGUGUCUCGGCUGCAGGAUGCAGGGACCAAGGCCCUUCCAAAAGCCACCAAUGGACCUGUGCCUGGCUCUGGACCCAGCAAGGUCCCCUCUUUCCACAUAAAGAGACCAGCUCCUCGGCCCCUGGUUCACCACAAGGAGGACACAGUGCUAUGUGGCAUGAGAGACAACGAUGAAAGGCCAUGGUCCCUGCCUUCCAAAGGAGACUCUGACAGUUUCAGCAAAGUACGGCCUCCAGGAGAAAAGCCAACCAUCAUCCGUCCCCCAAUGAGGCCUCCAGACCCUCCCUGCCGGGCAGCUGCUCCCCAGAAACCAGAACCAAAGCCAGAUAUUGUAGCUGGCAGCGCGGGGGAAAUCCCGUCUUCUGUGGUGGCUUCCAGGACCAGGUUCUUUGAAACAGCUUCCCGGAAAACAGGAAGUUCUCAAGGCAGACUUCCUGGAGAUGAGAGUUGAGGCCUCAGGUUGGCCUCAGAAGACCCUUUCCAGGUUCUGAAAGGGUCUUCCUCAAACCCUUGUGUGCUGAGUCAAUUUGUGCUGAAGAGUAGCUCCUUUGUGGCCCUGCACCUUCAGACUCUGGGAUGCUGUAAAAUAAGCUGCACAUGUCCUAGAACAGGUCUAUUUCUCCUUUGUAUUCUGUCUUCAUUCCCUCAGAAGUUCUAUCUUGAGUUCCUGUAGGACUGUGAAUGGCUGAACUCCCUCAAGCCAGGCUCUGCAAAAACCAAGCACUCCACUGACUGAUCUGAGUUGAAGAGGGAGAGCUCGGCUUUCAACUCUCCUCUGAAUUUCCUGCCUCCCCAAAAGGACACUGAACUCUGAGAGAAUUGGGGCUAACGAAUGAUCUCAGAGGUCUUACCCUGAACCAAAAGCUACUUGAGUUGGGGCCAUUGCUUACCUUGGAAGCGGGGAGCUGGAACGUUUCCUGAACAAUGGAGAAUCAUAACAUGUCUCUUGCUAAGGGUAUGUACCCCGGUGCCAGGCUGGAGCGCUGGCGCUGCAAUAUGUUGCCAAGAACCUGUAUGCUCCUGUGGGGCCAGACAGCACGGGUGAUGCCCCCUCAACCCCUCCACGUGGACUCAGGAAGGUGGCCUUCCUGCUCCCGCAUGCAGCCGCUUAGGACAAAUCUGCAAAGCAUGUUUUGCAUGUCAAAACCUAGGUCUCUCUGAAUUAGUCUUCCGCCUGUUUUCUCCUGACAGCUUCCUUUCCAAGCAAUUAAGAAAGAAAAAAAAAAGUUGAAAACAAUUCUCUGAAAAAGGGAGACUGUGUUUCUACUGCAGGAGUUCCAAUUAUGGGUCAAAUGCUGGGGGGAAAAAGUUCAGAUGGAUCGAGGCCAGCCAGCUGUCACUGUUGUAUCAUGUUUGCCUUCUGCAGAUAAACUUUUAUUUCCUAAAAAAAGCAGUCCUUAACCCAGUGCCCAUGGGUUCAGGAACUUCACCAAGCCUCUGAAGUGGUAUGCAGAAUUCUACGACAAUGUGCCUUUCCUGGGGAGAUAUCCAUAACGUUCGACAGAAUUUCGAAUGGGCCUGUGACCCAAUAAAGGUUAAGAACCACAGCCCAGAGAUAAAACACUCUUUUUACAACUCAUAAUGUAUUUGAUUGGAAGAGCCUUUCAAUGUAAUAAUUUAGUCUAACCGCCUAGUUUACCAUUGGGAAAACUGAGGCAGAACAAGUUAGCAGCCAUGUCUAAACAAGAUCCCAGGCCCUUGGACUCUUAUUCAAGGUUCUUUCCAUUACACCACACUUACCUAGCAAAGGACAGUGUGAUAGGUGGCUUUAGUGGUCAUCAUUUUGGGGGUUUGGGCAUUACCCUCUUGUGAGCCCCACAUAUUUGCCACCAAAUGAAAAUCUUCCAGACAUAAGCUCCUAGUCUUCCUCAUUUGCCAUGUUAACCGUUGGAAAGGAACUGAAACACAGUUGGUGUAGUGAGUGAGACAUCUGAGGAGUAAACAUUUCUGAUUCCUAACUGUUGAAGGGAAGCUGCUAGAGAAAGUGGCACUGCUCGUGUCCCCAUGCAGAUGCCUGUGCCGUAGCCUGUUUUGAGGGUCUCUGUGGCCCAGUGUGGGAGAAAGGGCUUUCCAACUUGGAUCCUUCUAGCAAGGCUCUGCUAGUGUACUGACUACAAUACUGAGAGAGAAAUGGAGGCAUGGGAGUGGGGGAGGCCAGACGGUGAGGUAGAGGGAGAUGGAGGAAGGCGAAGAGAGAGAGAGAAUAAAUAUGAAUGGGAGAUGAGAGUAUGCACAUCUGCCCAAACCAACUCUGAGAUGCCUUUGGAAAGGCAGUCGUCAGUCACUUUUGAGACUGAACUCUAAAUGUGGUUUAUUGCUGAAUUAGUAACACGUGGGCUAAGCACACUGAGAGCCUCUCUGGAAAUAAUUGAGUGGAAUCUCGAUGUCAUUCCCAAUGAAGACAUGCCCAGGUAGCCACGUUGGACUCUCUCAGCUCUACUUCAUCUCAAAGGCCAAGUUGCCAAGAAACCCAGAGCAACAGAGCCAGCCAAGUGGCCACCAUUCUACCAGCUGCUCACCCCCAAAGGGAAUCCCUGUGAGACCUGCUCUUCUCACCCCGGUAGUACUUGUUGAGCCAGGUCUCAGAGCUGUGGCCUCUCUGCUGUCCCAUUAGAUGACUAACUAAAGCAAGCAGGUGUGCAGGUUUGCAGCCUCAGUACCUUUGAAGAUGGUAGAAACAUGGUUUCACUUUGGUUUUCUUCAUGUGGAGGAUACCACAAUCAGCACUACAAAUACUGAAAGAUUAUUGAGAACCAGAGAAAGCCACUGCAAUCCCAGUAAAACAGGUGUCCCAGAAAUGUGGCCAUGACAUUGCUGUGUGUUUCCUGGGACACUGAUUGAGAGCCUUGCCUAGAGAGUUGGGACCACCAGUCUGGUUGGAGGCCACGGAGCACUGGCUGGCUAGCUCUGCCUCUGCCCUGGGCUAUACUCAAAGAACGGUCAAGAAUGAACCUAGAGGUUCCCCUUUCGCACUCUGAUUUAAAGAGCAAAAGCUUUCUGUGGUGAGGCUCACUGUCGUGGAAUGAGACUGGCCUGAGCCAAGCUGGAGGGAUGGAUAGUCAUUCAGUAGAGGCUAUGGGAAGGGGAUGGUAAUUGGAGAGUGGCAAUUUCAGGAAGUUAUCCACGUGCCUUGACUGGCAGGUUAGAGAAAGUGGCCGUGGCUGAAGUGUGAAUGUGUAACUGAUAGGGGUAACAUUUACUAAGCACCUAUUAAGUGCUAGGUGCUCCAUACACAUGAUCUCAUUUAGUCCUUCAACUUGCAGGUAGCUGUUGUCCUCCUUUGCAGAUAAAGGUCUGUGGCCCAGGGGGCUAAAGGAACUCACCCAAGGUCACAUGGAAAGUAAAUAACAGAACUGUGACUCGAAUCCAGGCCUCUCUGACUCUGUUACCCAUGCUGCUUUCCCUGUGCCACACAGAGGCCACAUUACUGGAGCUGGCACAACUCAGACUCUUGCCAGCCUAACAAAAUAGUAAAAGGAACGCAUUUGAGGGGAAGGAGGGAAUGCAGGUUCAGUUUCCAGGGGAGCAAAAACUGGGCUGGAAGGGAUUUCUUACUGGGACUUUCUCCUCAACUUUGGUAUACCCUGUAGGUAGUGUUUUACAAAGAUCAUUGAAUUUUACCUUGUGAGAUGAAAGAUUUCUUUUUCAGUUGGUAGUUUUUAAGUCCUUGGCUUAGCUGUUUUUCAAAGGAAAAAAAGGUCCUGUGUGUGUCCGUGUACUUCACCAAGUUUGUAACAUUUCAGCCCAAGACACUGGCAUCAUCCACACAUGCAGUUCAAGAAGCCAAAAAGGUCUCAGUACCUCUCGGCCAAAUUCCUACCAGGUUUUUCUGCAGUAACAGCAAAAGUUACGAGAUAAUUUAGAAUAAGAAACAUUAUUGAAGUUUUUGUUUAGAAAAGGGAGUGUGUGGGGGGGGUGGUGGUGUCUAGCCACCGAGGGGCAAAACUCAGCAUUCAAUUAUAGUAAUGAAAUAGUGGCAUGUAGAGUGCUAAAAUAAUUGGCUAUCAUGGCGAAGUAUCCUUUCAUUUUCAAGAAAUUCCUUGAUUGUUAAUAACUAGAAAAAAUAAAGUAGUAGAGAAGUAUUUCUGUGAGUAGAAAAAAAUUGCUUUUGAGAGAAUGUCGAUGAACGAUACUGUUUUCAAUGUAGCUGCAGACAAAUGGCCUUGACACAUUACAAGCCCAGAAAAAGCUUCAGAAGCGUUUAAUAAUUGCAGAGAGAUGCAACACACCGUGAAGAGCUGUUUUUGAUGAAGAAAAGCCUUCAUUUUCAUAAGAAAAGAAGCACUUGGUACCAAGCACAUUAAUAGAUGCUAGAAAGACUGCCUAUGUGAAAUACAUAUAUGAAAUCAGAAGAAAGGAUGUGAUCCUGGGGCCCGUUCAUGUGACUUUCAAUAAAGUAUGCAGAUUGUCUAGUAUUAAUGGCCUCCAUUUGCAGUUUUGUCAUGGAAAUAAUCUCUGAGCAUAGGAGGUGUGACUGCAGCCACUAUGCACUGC